This is a messenger RNA of Acanthosepion pharaonis, 651 nucleotides long. Lineage: Eukaryota; Metazoa; Mollusca; Cephalopoda; Sepiida; Sepiidae. The record is from the annotation of a GenBank genome assembly.
AUGUAUUUUUUUGGUGUUCAUGCCAACCAAAGAUUUAUACCAUUAAAUCUAUUUAAAGUCUAUCAUGAACUGUUUAUAUCCAUUUCACUUUGUUCCUGUUUAUGUAUUUACCUAUCUCAUUCUGUACCUUCUCAUUUAUUUAUUUUGCUUGUUUUCAUCUAUCUAUCUAUCUAUCUAUCUAUCUAUCUAUCUAUCUAUCUAUCUCAAUCUAUUCCUUAUUAUCUAUUCACAUUUCUCCUUCUUAUCUAUCUCAUUUCUACUUCUUAUCUAUCUAUCUAUCUAUUUCUACUUCUUAUCUAUCUCUUCUUCUUAUCUAUCUAUCUAUCUAUCUAUCUAUCUAUCUCAUUUUUCCUUCUUAUCACAACUGUUCUUUAUUAUCUAUCUAACUCAUAUCUCUUUAUCUAUCUCAUUCUACUGCUGCCUAUCUAUCCCAUUCUACUGCUAUCUCUCUCUCUUUCCUGUUCUAAUACUAUCUCUCUCUCCGAUUCUACUGUUAUCUCAAUCUCUCUCUCUCUAUCUCAUUCUACUGCACCCUAUCUAUCUAUCUAUCUAUCUAUCUAUCUAUCUAUCUAUCUAUCUAUCUAUCUCAUUCUACUACUACUAUCAAUCUAUCUGUCUAUCUAUCUAUCUAGACAAAAAAUCAGCUGGUAG